AGUAGUUAUCGAAACGAACUAUUUAAGAAAUCUCUUCCCUUCGUCGAUUUAGUCCGAUAGUAGAUCCCGAAGCAAAAUGAACGUAAUUCUGGUGGUUCUGGUGGCACUGGUUCCAGCGCUGGUCCUGACCGACGUGGUUCCUGUUCAGCAGUGUAAAUCCGGUGGCGCCCUCCCAUCCGGGGUGGACAUCGAGGGUUGCACCAAGGUGCCCUGCCAGCUGGUUCGCGGCCAGGAUGCCGUAGCCCACGUAGACUUUACGGCCCUGUCCGAGGUGAGCAAGCUGCGACCGGUUGUGCUGGCCACGGCCCUGGGCAUCACCGUUCCGUUCGAACUGCCGGCCGAUCGUCAGGACGCCUGCGAGUGGCUCGAAGAUUCGCGCUGUCCCCUUUCGGAGCAGGAAGAGGCCCGGUACGAGCUGCGGCUGCCCGUGGAGAAGUCCUACCCGCCGAUUGGCGUCGACGUCCAGCUUCAACUGGUCGACCAGGACGGACAGGUCGUGAGCUGUUUCAGCGUUGAGGCGAAGGUUGUUUGAGUGGAAAUAAAGUUUGUUUGAAGGAA
Culex quinquefasciatus (southern house mosquito) is the source of this 558-nucleotide messenger RNA. Its product is annotated as NPC intracellular cholesterol transporter 2 homolog a. Lineage: Eukaryota; Metazoa; Arthropoda; Insecta; Diptera; Culicidae. The record is from RefSeq and is a predicted model, not a curated record. The coding region runs from base 77 to 532 and encodes 151 amino acids. Gene Ontology annotation, molecular function: sterol binding. The transcript has 2 exons. Gene Ontology annotation, biological process: intracellular cholesterol transport.